CAAACAAAAAAAACAACAAACCCUAAAAAAAUCAUCAAAAAAAGAAAAAGAAACUAAAUAUGGGUCCGAUCACAUGUUCUUGGAGCUUCAACAAAUGCUUUGCAAUAGUUUUCAUACUUUUCGCAAUCUCGGGUCAGUUCGUCGCCGGGUAUUACAAGCCGAGCCCGUGGAGAUACGCUCAUGCCACUUUCUACGGCGACGAGACCGCUAGUGAAACCAUGGGCGGUGCAUGUGGGUACGGAAACCUGUUUAACAGCGGCUACGGCGUAGCCACGGCGGCGCUAAGCACGACGCUGUUCAAAGACGGUUACGGGUGUGGACAAUGUUUCCAAAUAAUGUGUAGGAAUUCGCCGCAUUGUUACUAUGGAAACCCAUCAACGGUGGUCACAGCCACCAACCUUUGCCCUCCUAACUGGUACCAAGACUCCAACAACGGUGGUUGGUGCAAUCCUCCUAGAACCCAUUUCGAUAUGGCUAAACCGGCUUUCAUGAAACUCGCUAAUUGGAAGGCCGGUAUCAUCCCUGUCGCAUACCGCAGAGUCCCAUGCAAAAGGGUUGGAGGUAUGAGGUUUCAAUUCCAAGGCAAUGCUUAUUGGCUUCUCAUUUUCGUUAUGAAUGUCGGCGGCGCCGGAGACAUCAAGAGCAUGGCCGUGAAAGGUAGCCGAACGAAUUGGAUAAGCAUGAGCCACAAUUGGGGAGCCUCUUACCAAGCCUUUUCCUCUCUAUACGGCCAAUCUCUCUCUUUCCGGGUCACUUCUUACACCACCGGUGAAACCAUCUAUGCCUGGAACGUUGCUCCGGCUAACUGGAACGCCGGUAUAACUUACAAGAGCACCGCCAACUUCCGUUGAGAUUACGCUUUUUCCCUUGCAAACUCAAACGGGGUUUCUUCUCUCUCUUUUUGUUUUGUUUUAUUUUUUGGAUUUUUAGAAGUUUCAGUGGCCUUAUGUUUGUGGGAUUAUGGCCCGGCUUUAUGUUAUACAUCUACGUGUAUGUAUAAUGUUUGUAUGUACCUAAUUGUGAUAUAACUCUUCAUAAUCAAGUCUUGAAGUCAACACUACUUCUUGAUCAAGAGACUUUCGUUUUGUUAUCUCAUGUGAAUUUUUUCGUUUUUUUUGUCUUUUUUUUGUGUGAAAUUAUUUAACCAAUAAAUCGAUUUUGUCCCUUUUAAAUAUAUAAUUGUCUUUUUUUCAUUUGAA
This is a messenger RNA of Thlaspi arvense, 1199 nucleotides long. The record is from the annotation of a GenBank genome assembly. Lineage: Eukaryota; Viridiplantae; Streptophyta; Magnoliopsida; Brassicales; Brassicaceae.